Adineta ricciae is the source of this 1188-nucleotide messenger RNA. The record is from the annotation of a GenBank genome assembly. Lineage: Eukaryota; Metazoa; Rotifera; Eurotatoria; Adinetida; Adinetidae.
AUGAUCACUGAAGACUUCGAAUCAGCGAUGAAAAUGCGAUAUUUAGAACCAAGUGUAGGAUAUCGUUUAUCCAAUGGGAAUUUACCAUUUAAAACAACAACUACUGCUGGGAUGAGCCAUCGAGAAGUUCAAUGUAUCGAUGAUCACGAAAUACACCUCGACCAAGUCAUAGCAGCGCCGAUGCCAAAGUUACCUUUGGAUGUUUCCAUACGAACGCAUUGGCUUGCGAUCGAAGGCAAACAACCGACUAUCAACGAGAAUCCAGAGAUUAUUUCCAAAGUUGAUCAAACAACAGAUUCUCUAGACCCUAUGAAAUCUCUAACUAAAAAACGAUAUAAUCUUGAUGCAUCGAAAAUUAAAACUUCAAAUCCACAUGAACUUUCAUUGGAGCAACAAAUUUAUUAUAAAGAAAUUACUGAGGCAUGUGUUGGUUCCGAGGAACAAAAACGUCAAGAAGCCAUUGCUAGUUUAUCUUCUGAGACUGGUCUUCAUCAGAUCCUACCUCGCAUUGUCUUAUUUAUCUCUGAAGGCGUUAAAGUGAAUUUAAUGCAAUACAAUCUAGCAAUCUUAAUCUAUUUAAUGAGAAUGACCAGUGCAUUGCUAGACAACAAAUCUUUAUACUGUGAAAAAUAUCUUCAUCAACUAUUCCCAGCAAUUAUGUCAUGUAUUUUGGCAAAACAAUUGUGUGCUCGACCAGAUGCAGAUAAUCAUUGGGCCUUGCGUGACUAUGCCGCAUCACGUUGUGCACAAAUGGUCAAGAUGUUUUCGGCGAAUAUUCACGGCUUACGAAAACGUAUUGUGCGAAUUUUUCUACGAACUUUUAAUAGUGAACGUUUACCACUUGUUACUCACUAUGGAGCACUCGUCGGUCUAUGUGAAAUGGGCCAAGAAACGAUUGAAGAAUUAUUGUUUCCUAUAAUACGUACACUGGGCGAUAGAAUAGUAAGAACAUUAGAAAACCCUUCGUUGUCGCCAAUUGACAAAAUUACUGUUGACAAAAUCAAUGGUGUUAUAAGUAGAUAUGUACCAACUGCUUACCGGGCAUCUCGUCAACCUCCUGAUGAUCCUGAAAAUUUCAAACAAGAAUUCGGUAGUUAUUACGGACAACGUUUGUAUGCCCAAGUCACCCAACUACGUCAACAAACAAAAUCCACGGCUCAACCCACGCAAGUAAGUGAAUCAACAUGA